AUGCAGCUCCAAGAGAAUAUAAAUAUAAACCCUCUUUACCUCUCCCUCUCCCUCAUCGUGCUCUCUGCGAUAGCAUUGCAAGCGAAAUCCUACCAGCACCGAAAACAACAAGCCGAACAAAAAAUGGCCCCUCAAACCCCGAAAACAAUCCUCAUCAUCGGAGGCUCAUACGCAGGAAUAGGCCUGGCACAGAGACUCCUGAAACAGAACCUGGCCGGGACGAAGUUGAAGGUGAUAAUCGUCAAUCCGACGGAGUCCUUUUAUUUCAAUGUUGCUUCGCCGCGGAUUAUUGCCAAGCCGGAUUUCUUCAAGCAGGAGGCGUAUAUCCUGUCCAUUCCUGAGCUCUUCGCUAAGUAUGGCUCUGACCGGUUUGAGUUGGUUGUGGGGAAAGCCACUUCUAUCGAGACUGGUGGGAAGAAGAGUGUGACUGUUGAGGAGAAGGGCUCGUCAAAUCCGAAGGAGGUCGAGUACGAUUAUCUGGUCCUUGCGUCGGGUUCUACCACGCCCUCCAUGACAGGGUCGGGGAGUAAUAGUGUCCUUGUGCCGUUUAAGGCAUCGUUUGAUGAUGGGUUAUUGACGCAGAUUAAAGACGCGCAGGCCAUCUUCAAGGAUGCGCGCAGCGUCGUCAUCGGCGGGGGAGGGCCUGUUGCCGUUGAGUUCGCAGGUGAACUGGCAGAAGCGUUCGCCACGGACAAGAAACAGGAUACACAGAUAACCAUCGUCAGCGCAAGUGAUGGGGUUGGGGUGCUGCCGUCGCUCAAGCCGGCGGCCCAAGUGAGUGCUGCGAAGAUUCUCAAGUCCAAGAGCGUCAAGAUCAUCCCGGGCACGAAAGUGGUUCAGUCGACUCAGGACGCGAGCAGUAAGAAAUGGACCGUCACGCUUUCCAAUGGCGAGACGCUCACGACAGAUGCCUAUGUCGCUGCCAUCGGUGUCAUCCCUAACAAUGAAUACAUACCUGCUUCGUUCCUGAAUGAAGAAGGCUUCGUGCAUGUCGACGAUCAAUUCCGUGUCUUGACAUCUUCGUCUUCGUCUUCAUCCUCCGACAAGACUCCUGCGGAAGGGAUCUAUGCCCUAGGCGACAUUACUCAACACUCGUACCGUGUCGUUAGCCGCAUAGAGAAACAGACCAAAGCAAUCGUGGCGAACCUCAAAGCCGACAUCCUGGGUGGCAGUAACAAGCGCGCAACCGGGUACGACCCGGAGAAGGAGAGUCUUAUUUUAGUAGUCCCUGUAGGACAAGGGCAGGGGACAGGCCAGAUAGGAAGCUGGGUGCUCUUCAGUUUGCUCGUAGCUUUGGUGAAGGGGAAGGACUUUUUGACUGGGAGAGUGAAAUCGAUUCUUCAAGUUUGA
Monascus purpureus is the source of this 1350-nucleotide messenger RNA. NCBI's taxonomy places the organism in Eukaryota, Fungi, Ascomycota, Eurotiomycetes, Eurotiales, Aspergillaceae. The record is from the annotation of a GenBank genome assembly.